Frankliniella occidentalis (western flower thrips) is the source of this 1672-nucleotide messenger RNA. RefSeq names its product growth/differentiation factor 15 (gene mav). The transcript is spliced from 3 exons. NCBI's taxonomy places the organism in Eukaryota, Metazoa, Arthropoda, Insecta, Thysanoptera, Thripidae. Gene Ontology annotation, biological process: BMP signaling pathway; SMAD protein signal transduction. The record is from RefSeq and is a predicted model, not a curated record. Gene Ontology annotation, molecular function: growth factor activity; cytokine activity. Gene Ontology annotation, cellular component: extracellular region. The coding region runs from base 1 to 1008 and encodes 335 amino acids.
AUGGAUACCCUGCAGGAUACGGCGCCCCUGGAGCCCCUGGAAACGCAGGAAGCGCUCCUGGGCCAGGAUUUGCUCAGGGGCCUGGGGCUGAGUGACCGCCUCCCGGACGUGUCCAAGAACACGACGAAAAACAAUAGCGAGCGCGUUGUGCUGAAAACAAAAGCAGGCCUGCUCCACAUACCUCGCGGCCAACACACCCUUCGAUACGCGCAGAUUCUCUCGUGCCCCCUCCCCUCUGCUGUGCAGACUCUGACGUUUUCCUCUGCCUCUCUGUUGACAGGUCACCAGGCGGGCACACGCGACCGCCGGUCGCCGCGCCGGUCGCCCCGGACCUACCUCCGGGUGGACCUCCCCGCGGACCUCGCGGUGGACGACGCCGAGGUGCGGGUGCUGGUGCAGCAUCCGGGCACCGUCAGGGUGUUUGAGGUGUGGCGCGGAGGCCGCCGUCUGCUCGCGGAGCACGAGGCGACCUGGCCCGGCUGGAAGCGGCUCGUCGUCCUGGAGGCGGCCCAGCGCGCGUCCUCGCGGGGGGCGCCGCUGCUGCUGGAGCUGCGCUGCCCGGCGGGCGUGCGCUGCGAGGGCGCCGCCGUCAACGCCAUCGCCGAGCCCGCCGCGCACGCCCGCGCCCGCCGCGCCGCGCGCUCCGACUGCGGCCGCGACGGCACCAAGUGCUGCCGGCAGGCGCUCGAGGUGAACCUGGACCUCAUCCCCGUCAUGGGCUUCAUCGUGCAGCCCCGGCAGUUCGACGCGGGCGUGUGCCGCGGCCGCUGCCCGCCCCGCUACCACCCGGCCAACCACCACUCGCUGAUCCAGGGCCUGCUGCGGCGCCGGGAGCAGCGCGAGCAGCGCGACGCCGGCGACAAGCACCCGCCCCGCGUGCCGCGGCCGUGCUGCGCGCCCGAGCGCCUCCAGCCGCUCGAAAUCCUGCGCCUGGACGAGGACGACCCCACCAAGCUCAAGAGGAAGCCCCUGAGCGACAUGCGGGUCGUGAGCUGCUCCUGCGCCUGACUGCAUUUACCUCUGCGGACGGGGCGGCGCGGAGCUGGCCUCCCCCGCCCCUCUUCGCCAUGGCCACGGCCUGUCGCUAGUAUUAUUUCCACUUAGACGUGAUCUCAACCUUCGGUCGGGGAUGCCGCCGCUAGUCUAAGUGCCAUCCUUAGUGUGAAUCUCGUAGCGUUUCUGUAUUUAUUUUCGUUGUUUCUUGUCGAGCGCGGGCGGGCGCGCGUGGCCACGCUGGACGUGGCUCACACUGGCACGCCCGUCCCCGCCAGCUCAGAGUGCGUGAGUGCGUGAGUGUGCGUGUGAAUGGUUAGAGUGAUAAGUUCCUGUAGGCGAGCUCCUAGUCACGGUGGGGCCGCACAAACCCACCCAGCCUGUUGCAGCGGCGACAGUAUCACGAACGACUCGCGUAGGAUUAGGCCUCGCUCGCCGCGUCAGCGACAAAACAUGUGAUACUUGAUUAUAGUUUAAGUAUUUAUGUCCGGGAAGCAUUCGGAGGAUGUGUGUGUGAUGAUUUUGGUGGUUGUGUUUCUCCGCUAACAAUGCGAGGAAGGAGGCCGUGGACGUGAUGCCGUCGCCGGCGCCAAAAGUACAACCCUCGUUUAAGCUGAGGGAAUUCUUUAUUUAUUUUAUUUAGUGAUUUAUAAAGCACAUAUCCAUAGAAUGUUGUCCU